AUGGAAAAUAAAUACCACCAAACAAGAGAAGAUCUAAGUACAUCAUUAGGCUAUACUGAAGAGGUUAGAAAUUCGCUGACUAUUUCUAAGCCAAAUCUAGAAUUAAUUCGACAUGAUCGCCAGGAACGAGUCAAUAAAAUUAUGAAGGCUAAACUAUCUCUCGAGGCAUCAGCUGCAAUCAAAAUACAGUCUUACUUUCGCGGAAUGUUAGCCCGCCGAGAGUAUCUUAAAAGGCUGAUACAAAAGAUGGAAGAGGAAGCGGAGAAAAUGGAAAGAAAACGAAUGGCGCAAGUUGAAGAAGGCGAAAUGUUGAUUGAGAACAUUUAUAGUCAGGGAAAUAAAUUUGCUAUUUUAAUCAUCAGCUAUCGCUUGCGAGCAGAAUUCGAAGACAAUAAAGCAGUAAGAAGGAAUAAAAAAAGAUUAUAUGAAACACAGGUUACAAGGAUUCAACGGGCUUGGAGAGGAUUCAAACGUCGACAAAGUCAGGCGUCGCUUGCUGAUGAAGAAGUCAAUCAAGAAGAGAAACCUAUUGAAGAUGAUAAGAACGAAAACUCAAAUAUGCCAUCUAAAAUAGCUGAGCUAGUUGCUGAAGACGUUAGUGAUUAUAGUGUUACUACAAAUAUAGAAGAACAAGUCUUUAACGGAGGUCAACCAAAAUCAGAGAUGGACGUGAUAGCGAUAUUAUUAUCAGAGAUAAUUAAUAAAGCGAUAGAUAACGAAACAGAAAGCCAAACCGAAUCUCACACAAUUUCGCGAGAUCAUCACUCAAAAAUUAAUGAGCACAAAGCAGUUUUUGACGACGAUAAGUUAGAUAUUUCUUCUGAUGAAAAAAUACAAUUGAAUGCUACUCCAUUACCCAAUGACAGUAAUUUAUCUAAUAAGGAUAUUCAGUCUGAGGCAGGAUUGAAUAUCGAAAGUAUCCAAAAGUCCUUCGGUGAUGGCUACAAGCCAUUACUCAAUUAUUCUAACGAUGAUUUGAGUGAGAAAAAAGUGAAACUAGAAAAUUUGAUCCAAGAUACGUCCAAAAGCCUAAUCCUACUUCUAGUAGAGCAGGAUGAACUGAAAUCGGCUAAUGUUGCAUUAACUACUCACGUUGAAGAGUUAACUCGGUAA
Molecule: messenger RNA, 1113 nt
Organism: Trichoplax adhaerens
Lineage: Eukaryota; Metazoa; Placozoa; Uniplacotomia; Trichoplacea; Trichoplacidae
Exons: 7
Coding region: 1-1113 (370 amino acids)
Biological process (GO): mitotic cell cycle; spindle organization; establishment of meiotic spindle localization
Cellular component (GO): spindle pole
Molecular function (GO): protein binding
Source: RefSeq, a predicted model, not a curated record